GAAAACAUGUCAUUGCCAUAUGACCCUCAAAAUAUUCAUGAUGAGGACUUCACGAAUAUGUGGAGAGACAACACCAACACAAUAUUCGAUCCGGCGGACCUGGGUAGUUUGGAUCCAAAUAGAGACUCGCCGCAGAGUGCCACGCUGGAGGAGGCACAGUCAGUAUCAGUAUAUUCGAAGCCACUAGACUUCAUAUCGCCAGCAAGCACGCAUAAUGUCGAUGCCACAAUUCAGCGAGGCAGCAGUCUCGGCUUUGAUCAUUUAUCAAACUGGGUACCGGCAGUAAAUGUAUACCCAUUUCAAAAUGCUUUCGUUUCGAACAAUGCGUUCUCUCCGAUGCAGAUUACACAAGGCCAACAUAACCAGCCAAUUCCAGGUUUUAAUCAACAGCUGUCUCCAUACAACCUACAAUAUCCUGCUGUUAACGCAGAAUUAGCCCAAGAUAACCCUUUCUCUGUAUAUCCUCCCCUCGGUAAUGACAAUGCCUCCAACUCUCUGCCAUAUGGCCAUUGGGUCAUCCAACAGGCUCAACAUGUCUUUCCUCCGCCUACCCUGAAUUCUCACUCGGUCAACACCGGUUAUACUAUGAAUAACCAGUAUCAACCUGACAAUAGCAGAAUGGAAAUUUCUCAGAAUUCAAGAAGGGGAAGCGAAGCGACCUUGCGCGGCUCAAAGGUCAGCAUGAAUAGGGCUGCGAAACAAAGAAAUGACCCCGAAUGCGACCCGUCUCUUGUAUACCCCAAACCAAGAACACGUGAUUCUUGGGGAAGCAAUAAUAAGGAAGGGCGACAUUCGUUCAAUUAUAACGAAAAGGGACAGUGGCUGCCUAAAGUCUACUAUAACAAUGAACAGUUGCGAGAAUAUGUGGAUAACUGCCCGAAAGGCACCGUCUUUCGAGUUCAACAAGCUCCCACGCAGUGUUCACACCGAAUGGAAUCAGAAUACACAAAAUGCCGCUGGGCUAAUUGCCUAAUUCGCGAAAGAACCAUUCCGUCUGGGUGGCUCCGCGUGACAUUUGAUGAGUUCCCUGCGGAAACCUCCGGUGGGACACGCGAUCCGCUUUUAUGCGCCGGCUCAAUGCAUCUAUGGUGCUUUGAACAAGUUUUUGAUCUCAUGGAGUUCCACCUAGAUGGGCGUCUGAUACCCGAGACAAGACAGUUUCCUUUUGAGGACCGAAACGUGACGAGCCUGGAAAAGCUGACCGAUGCGGGAUUGGUAAGAGCAACUUACACACCUUGGUUUGAGAAGCGGAAAGCUUUCUUCAAUAUGCAUGGGAAAUUCCCGGUCUCACUAGGGUACGAAGAUACUCUAUCUUACGCUUUGAAUCGCCAUCACAUUAGACACCAGACACCGGCUCGGUUUAAAACGAGGAAAAUUCGGUCAAUGAAGAAGAUAGAGAGAGGUGAGAUUCCAAGCACGAUUGACAUCCACAUGGGCAACCUCGAGACGUAUACAGCACUUACGAAAAAGACGAAUAAGACAAAUAAACGCAAGAAGCUACAAGAGAUAAGGAAGCAUAUGGAUAUGGUAGAGCUGCCCAAUGGUGGCUUGUACUCUCCAGAUACUCUUUCACCGAUAUGGCUCCCCCCUCCUCUUAAACCUGAAGAUAAAGAUACAGAGACUCUUGAACAAGUUGGAUCUGGACCACGUGCAAAAUCAUCUCGGAAAACAUCAUCUUCUCGUCGUCCACAAGCAAAACGGUGUUCUUGGAGGGGAAACAACUUGAAGAAAGCAUUUGUCCGAAGACACCAAGGACAAGCACUCUUACCUCAGCCGCCUGUUGGCAGUGGUCAGGAUAUUGACAUGGAUACACGUUGUUCUGCUGUGGUGGUUAAUUCGAAUGCGAAGUACACGCCACCGGGCUAUUUCGAUCCCUUGGACCCAGUUCACAGAACGUUGCAGUCAACUGUUGCACCCUCACUUGGAAUUAGUAUUCCUUCUGGUAAUCAUCAGGGUAGUCUUGCAAACGCCUAUAAUCCUAACUUAAACCAAGCAAUUCCAAUGCGAAGUUUCAAUACGGGGGAUCGGACACAGCUACUUUCCAGCACUGUGGCACUCCCAGAUGCAAGGGUGGAACAGGAGCCAGGAAUCCGAGACGGCAAUUUGAAUACUUCGCUUAAGGCAUCACAAGGGAAUCAUUCCUAUCAAAACGAGACAAAGGCCAUAGCACAAAAAGAAGGACAAGAAGCAUUGAAAGUGCUCGGGGGCGGCGAUGGCACGAGCUCGAAUGACUCAAGCCAGGUCAAUGGCCUGUGUCCAGAAGAGACAAAUCCAUACCAGUAUCUUACCUUUAACGAACCUAUGCCAGAGACUACUCAGUAUCCAGUAAAAGGCAACACUGAAGCGAUGGACAACUCCAUAGCUCUAACACAAAUGAAUACCGAUGCCAGCCAGCCUCUAGAGCUCGCGGCCUGUACCGAGAGCCCGCAAGUUGCCGCUGUGGCAGAGUCUUGGAAAAGCAUGAGCAGCUUCAUUGACCCCGCGAGCUAUGGCGGCUAUAGCGAUACUGACAUUCUUACUCUAUUCGAUGAUUCCGCAGCCACCACCACCGAUGGGACCAAUGGCGAGAGCCGUAGCUGUUAACGAUGUCAGCAUACUAGCGAGCUGUCUGAAGGCCGCCCGGUUCUGAAGCCCGCUUGAAACGGAAGAAUCUCAGCCCCCGCCCCGCGAGGAUGCGCAAAGUAGAA
Messenger RNA from Trichoderma asperellum CBS 433.97, 2687 nucleotides. RefSeq lists its product as uncharacterized. The record is from RefSeq and is a predicted model, not a curated record. NCBI's taxonomy places the organism in Eukaryota, Fungi, Ascomycota, Sordariomycetes, Hypocreales, Hypocreaceae.